CCAAAAAAUUUUUUUUCUGAAAAGUAGAAAAAACCUUCACAAAUUUCGGUUCAAGAUAGAUUGAAGAAUAAAAAAAAUAAAUUAUUGAAUUUUUUAUUUUGAAAUUACAGCAGUGAACUUUUAUAUUCAGGAUUCAAAUCAUGCAGCGUUCAUCGAUAAGGCUCGUUGGUGGCUUGUACGUGCGGACAGAUGCAUCACGAAUGCUGAUCAAACGACACAUUGCAUUUACCUCGAAGAAGGGAUUCUCUAAGAGCAGUGGAACAAAUAAAACCACAAUGGGAUCAGGACAAAAUGUUGGUGGCACGCCCAAUCGCACGGAGACCAGCACUGUGGAGGCCUUCAAGAGGGACAUGGCGAAGCCGAAGCGUUUAGUGCGCGAGGACAACAUGUGGAGCGAUCCACAGCACAUGGAUACCAGAUGGCUGCGUCCGCGCGAUCCCCGACGCUAUAAGCCCGACUUUGGCCAGACCGAGCCGCACUCGUUGCGUGAACAGUUUAUGCGAAGCCCGGACGAGCGCACACGCAACGCGAUGGGACGCGACUGGGAGGUGGCGAUGCGGGUUGCGGCCACCAGGAGGCGUCAGGCAGCCAAUAUCAAGCCAGAUCAGGAUAUGGUUUACAUGAGGUCUAAACAGGAACUGGGUCCCCCGCAGGAGUAAGCAAAUGAGUAUGUGGAUGCGUACGAAAACAUCUAUUGGACCUGAAAUUGCAUAGAAUGCCGUCCAUAUGUUUCGAUCUACCGCUUCCCCCCAUAUCAUAUGCCUCGGACAAAGUCCCAUCAGCACGUGUAAUCA
Drosophila arizonae is the source of this 794-nucleotide messenger RNA. RefSeq lists its product as uncharacterized. NCBI's taxonomy places the organism in Eukaryota, Metazoa, Arthropoda, Insecta, Diptera, Drosophilidae. The record is from RefSeq and is a predicted model, not a curated record.